GUCCCGAGGAGGUGCCCGCCCUUGUCAACCAAAGCCUGAGCGAUCAUGGCAACGGGCUUUGGCGGGGAGCGCGUGGCCGCGGCGGCAGUUUGGUCGCGGGCCGGGACGGCCGAGCGGCGGCGGCGGCGGUGGCACUGGCGCUGGUACCGUCCCUGAGCGCCAUGCAGCGGGGCAGCUCCGAGAGGGAGUUGGCGGCCGGCUGGGAGGCGGAGGCGGUGGCCGUGGCCGAAGCGCCGGCGGCGGCUGCGGUGGCGGCGGCGGCGGAGCCGGUCGGCGUGGACUCGGGCGCGGCCGGGGAGCCGGAGCGCAAGGCGCCGGAGGAGCAGUCCAAGGAGCGCGCCCGGGCGCAGCCCCGCGCGGCCGAGGAGGGGGACGCCCUGGUGACCCCGCGGCCGCCGCCCACGCUGCCCCUGGCGAAGCCGCAGCCGGCGCGGGUGCGGGGCCUCUGCCCGCACCGGAAGCCCCGGAGCAAGGGCCGGGGCUGCCGGCGGAGCUCGGGCCGCUCGGCGGACGAAUACUGCUCCCAGCGGCGGGUCACCGUGGACAGCUCCAAGGCCAGGACCUCCCUGGACGCCCUGAAGAUCAGCAUCCGCCAGCUCAAGUGGAAGGAGUUCCCAUUUGGCCGACGCUUGCCUUGUGACAUCUAUUGGCAUGGAGUUUCAUUUCACGACAAUGACAUAUUCUCCGGCCAAGUGAACAAGUUUCCAGGCAUGACGGAGAUGGUGCGUAAAAUUACUCUGAGCAGAGCCGUGAGAAUCAUGCAGAAUCUUUUUCCUGAGGAGUACAACUUCUAUCCUCGCUCUUGGAUUCUGCCUGACGAGUUCCAGCUCUUUGUUGCUCAGGUUCGAAUGGUGAAAGAUGGCGACCCCUCCUGGAAGCCCACGUUCAUCGUGAAACCUGACAGUGGCUGUCAGGGCGAUGGCAUCUACCUCAUUAAAGACCCCAGUGACAUCCGCCUGGCAGGGACCCUACAGAGCCGGCCGGCGGUGGUCCAGGAGUACAUCUGCAAACCUCUUCUGAUCGACAAGCUCAAGUUUGACAUCCGUCUGUAUGUCUUACUCAAGUCCUUAGACCCUCUGGAGAUUUACAUAGCCAAAGACGGACUCUCUAGAUUUUGUACCGAGCCAUACCAGGAGCCCAGCCCCAAAAACCUGCACCACACCUUCAUGCACCUGACCAACUACUCCCUGAACAUCCACAGUGGCAACUUCGUCCAUUCGGACAGCACGAGCACGGGCAGCAAGAGGACUUUCUCUAGCAUUCUCUGUAGGCUGUCUUCCAAAGGUGUUGACAUCAAGAAGGUCUGGUCUGACAUCAUCUCCCUGGUGAUUAAGACUGUCAUUGCCCUGACUCCAGAGCUCAAAGUUUUCUACCAGUCGGACAUCCCCGCGGGGAGGCCGGGGCCCACGUGCUUCCAGAUUCUAGGCUUUGACAUUCUUCUGAUGAAAAACCUGAAGCCUAUCCUACUUGAAGUAAACGCGAACCCCAGUAUGAGAAUCGAGCACGAGCAAGAACUUUCUCCAGGGGUGUUCGAAAAUGUCCCCAGCCUUGUCGACGAGGAAGUGAAGGUGGCUGUGAUCAGAGACACGCUACGCCUCAUGGACCCACUUAAGAACAAAAGAGAGAACCACUUUCCAGAUAUCUAUGUGGACAGAAAACACAGAUUCCCUCCAGUUUCUGACAGAAUGUCUUCAUCGGUGCUUCAGCUUUCAAAGCUUUUCGUAGCCAGGUCUCAGAAGCUUAAGCAGCCAGCUGUGAAGGAAGAGCCUUCUGACAGCGAGCCGGCCAGCGCCUCCGACGCCAACCCCAAUCCCGAAGCGCACCUGCCCUCCAUCUGCCUCAAGCAGGUGUUCCCCAAAUACGCCAAGCAGUUCAACUACCUGCGCCUGGUGGACAGGAUGGCAAAUUUGUUUAUCCGGUUCCUGGGGAUCAAGGGGACAAUGAAGCUGGGACCAACAGGCUUUCGGACUUUUAUCAGGAACUGCAAACUCAGCAGCAGCAGCUUGUCCAUGGCGGCCGUGGACAUCCUCUACAUUGACAUCACAAGGAGGUGGAACUCCAUGACGCUGGACCAGCGGGACUCGGGCAUGUGCUUGCAGGGCUUUGUGGAGGCUUUCUUUUACCUGGCUCAGCGGAAGUUCAAGAUGCUGCCUCUCCACGAGCAGGUGGCCUCGCUGGUCGACCUGUGCGAGUACCACCUCUCCCUCCUGGACGAGAAGCGCCUGGUGUGCGGCCGCAGUGGCACGUCGGGGGGCCGGGCCCCAGACAGCGGCACCCCCCAGGAGGCCGCCGCCUCGGCCCCGCUGGCACAGGGCACCCCCCCGGCCUGCACAAACAGCGCCCACAAGGUCUCCAACUCCAGACACGCGCUGUCCUGAGGGCCCCUCGUUGCUGCAGAUGGAGAAUGAGCCCCUCUGGGCUGAAGAGAACCUUCUGGGCUUCUGGCCCGCAGAGAGGGGAGGCCGGCUGCAGAGAGCCCCUGCGAGAGAGCCCCUCCUCUGCCCCUUCUCAUCUCCACAUGCCGCUCAGCCGCGCUUGGAGAGGCGAAUGAUUCCACGCCCGCCUUCCUCUUGGUGGCCCAAUGAUUCAUGAGUCAUCGGUGGACAUAUGACAUCCCCAACGUGACAGAUGGCAGCGUCUAUUCUGGGCUCACAGGAAGCAACAACCGGGCAGAACUGUUGCGCUGGGGGCACAGGGCAGCCGGGACCCCCAGCCUGAGCCGUGGCAGGAGACCCUGAGGAAGCCAGCCCGGUGGGGGGCCGGGGGGGUGCGGUGCCGGGGCCUCCGAGAGAACUGUUCAGUCCCAGGGACAUCAUGUUCAUUUCCUCCCAGCGAGCUGUGAGAACCAAAUGGCGCUGGCACGCAGGCAGACGCGACUCUCCCGUCCCCAAUCAUGUGCUUCAUGGAUGCGGUGAACAGAUCGGCCUCGUCUAUUCCUUUAGCUUGCCUGUUCCUGCAGUGUUCGCUUUGUUGUUAAUUAUGAAAUAAUUAACCAAGGAGUAACUAA
Molecule: messenger RNA, 3007 nt
Organism: Mustela lutreola (European mink)
Lineage: Eukaryota; Metazoa; Chordata; Mammalia; Carnivora; Mustelidae
Gene: TTLL11
Product: tubulin tyrosine ligase like 11
Exons: 10
Coding region: 162-2378 (738 amino acids)
Biological process (GO): microtubule cytoskeleton organization; protein polyglutamylation
Cellular component (GO): cilium
Molecular function (GO): tubulin binding; tubulin-glutamic acid ligase activity
Source: RefSeq, a predicted model, not a curated record